AUGGAGAUCUCGGACGAGGAGAAGCGUUUUCUCACGGGCAUUACGGCUGCACCCGUGCCGCAUUUCGUGGCGGUUCAGGACUUGUACGAAAAGAAAGAAAGGGAAUCGUAUUACACGCACAUUGCGCAGAACAUCUUGGCCGAGGCAUCCACUGCAUUCAGGGAGUCGCGAGAGUCUCGGUGCAGCGACACUUUCCAAGCCUGGCGAUCGGGUGACGAGCUCGUCGUGGACUUGUCCCGCGAGCAGGAGCCUGCGAAUUGCCACCUCAGGGACAACAUUGUGGAGGUGAACGGUAAGCCUUUCUGGAUUUCUUCUUGCGAGCUGCAGAAUUCGUCGAUGGAUUCGGGGGCCGUGCUUGAGGGAUGGAGCGUGGGCCAUGGUCGUCUCGAGGAUCAGCCACGCCAUCCAUCUGGCAGCAUACAGAUCGAGGUUCGCCUGUUCGCCAGAGACUACUUGUCCCGCUACGUGGCCGCGAUGGAGCUGAAGUCCGCGGGCGGCACCGACAUGGAAAGAGCGCUGCUGAAUCCCAGAGCCGCGGUGCGGGGCACCUACCCGGACAAGCAGCAGAUUGGGGAUGUCAUACCCGCCAACGAGCAUCAAGAACGUGCAAUCCAGAACUUGAAUAACCGACUGGAAAUUAUUCAUGGCCCGCCAGGCACGGGCAAGAGCACGACGAUCUUCCACAUCAUUUCGGCAAACCGCUCCUGCCUGCGCGAGGGUGAAGGCGCGUUCGCGGUGUGUUGCGCGGUCACUAACCAGGCAGUGGACAGCAUCGCGGAGAAGCUGGGGCGCACCCACGACGAGCAUUUCCCGAUUCUCAUCGUUGGCAGUUCCGGCCGCAUGGGCAAGACCGCUGAGAAAUUCACCCUGGAUGCGCUCUGCGAGCGAGAGCCGGAAGUGGUGGCGGCGCGAAAAGAGGUUCAGCGAAUAAGGCAGCAGAUUGGUAUCACUGACGAAAAGCUGGCGCUCGCAAAGUUGAAGGGGGUGCGAGAUGAGGUGGAGCGUCUGGAGCACCAGAGGGUCGUUCAUGAGGUGGCGGAGACGAGUGCGGAGUCGGCGCUUGACGCGGAGCUCGAAGCCACGCGGCGCCGUAUCGUAUGUCGGACGUCGGUUUUCCUCUGCACCAUCUCGUCCAGCUACAAGGUGCAGCAGCUCCAGAGGUACCACAGCACCUCCGAGGCCUGGAAAGGUGUUGCGGAGCCACGCAGGCUCCUCGUGGUCAUCCUCGACGAGGCAGGCGCGACGCCAGAGAGCUAUGCGCCGCUGAUGCUGUGCAUGCGGCCGGAAAACGUAAUACUCUUGGGGGACCACAUGCAGCUGCCGCCGCUGGUGAUCGGCAGUUCGGCUCAGCGAGGCAAGCAGCUGGACAGGAGCCUGAUGGAGCGCGCGCUUGAUUGCGGGGCGCAGGAGAGCACCCCCUGCUGA
This is a messenger RNA of Prorocentrum cordatum, 1425 nucleotides long. The record is from the annotation of a GenBank genome assembly. Lineage: Eukaryota; Dinophyceae; Prorocentrales; Prorocentraceae.